This is a messenger RNA of Populus nigra (black poplar), 1352 nucleotides long. Its product is annotated as V-type proton ATPase subunit G3. Gene Ontology annotation, cellular component: vacuolar proton-transporting V-type ATPase complex. NCBI's taxonomy places the organism in Eukaryota, Viridiplantae, Streptophyta, Magnoliopsida, Malpighiales, Salicaceae. Gene Ontology annotation, molecular function: proton-transporting ATPase activity, rotational mechanism. The coding region runs from base 812 to 1135 and encodes 107 amino acids. Gene Ontology annotation, biological process: proton transmembrane transport. The record is from RefSeq and is a predicted model, not a curated record. The transcript has 4 exons.
CAUAUUUUUUCUCGUUGCUAUUUCAAAUUAAUUUUUUUUAUUUCUAUAUUGAGUUGUUUGAUAAUUGAGUUUCAUGAUUUUAUUCAAUUUAUUUUCAAACGUGGUCACUCUGGUAUUAGGACUUGGUCAAAGAAUUUGCAUCUUGACCUGUUUGAGUUCGGAUCAAUUUUUUCCAUCCUUUUAUUAAUUAUAUUUUUUUUUAAUUUUUGUCCUUUAAUGUUUUAUUUGUUGGAGAUUGAACUUCAUCUUUUUUUUUCAUUUUUCUUUCUAUGAAUUUAUAAUGUUCUUAUUUGAUUUAUUAAAAAAUGAUCUUUAAGCUUUUUUCUUAUGUUUCUUUUUAUGAGAUUGUCUCAAUCUUAUAUCAAUGAUUGUGAGAUUUACAAGUUAAACCAGUUUUUUUUUUUAGCCCUUCAAUAUUAAAGUUGUUUGAUAAUUCAUGUAUACUCAAGUCGGGUUAUUUUUACUUUUUUGUGUUAUUUUUUUGUCUAUUUAUUCAUUGUUGUUAUAUUUUUUAAUUAUAUUAUUUAAAUUAUUAAUUGAACUGGGGUCUAAAUUUUUUUUUUUUCUCAUCAUUCUUUUUUUGCAUCAAAAAAGAAAUUGACCGGCUCCUGGCAGAGGACGCCACAAAUCUAGUAUUGACUAAGGAAAAAGGCUAAUUAACUGAUACCUUUAAUUAUGGAGAAAAUCUCUCUCUCACCCUCAAAAAUUUCCAAGAAACCAAGUGCCAUUUUUUCCCUAUUCUGGAAGAGGGCUCGUGGAAAGAAUUCUUCAUCAAUUUCUUUCUUUCUUUAGUUGAGGUUGCAUUGCUACCAUGGAUUCCAUGAGAGGUCAUGAAGGGAUUCAAAUGCUACUAACUGCAGAACAGGAGGCUCAACAAAUUGUUACUGCUGCUAGAAACUUGAAGACAACAAGGUUAAGGCAAGCAAAAGAAGAAGCCGAGAAAGAUGCAGGCCAUUAUCGCUCGAACCUGGAAUCUGAGUACCAAAAGAGAACAAGUGGGAACUCUGGCUUCACCGCGGAACGGCUUGAAGAGGAAACUGACGUAAAGAUUCAAAACCUGAAGAAGUCAGCCUUUAAGGUCCAGUCAGAUACUGUUGACAUGCUCAUCAAGUACACCACAGCCGCAAAGUAUUGAUGCUUGAAGGUUACUGUGGAGCUUUAAUUGUGAUUUGUGAGGGCUAUGUCCUUUCUGUUCAAGUUUUUCUUUCUCUUUAGCAAAUCUAGCAUCCAUAUCCAUGAAGUUGAAAUCGUUUUUGUUCACUUCGAGUUUGAAUAGUUAAGAUUGUGGCAAUAACUGGGUGUCUUUUAAUCACACCAGCGGUGUUAAACGAGAUUUACCAUGAAAAAAUCUA